Molecule: messenger RNA, 753 nt
Organism: Striga asiatica
Lineage: Eukaryota; Viridiplantae; Streptophyta; Magnoliopsida; Lamiales; Orobanchaceae
Source: the annotation of a GenBank genome assembly
AUGGCGGAUGAUUCACCAACAGGAGGUCCACCAUCGACGAAUGCAUCAUCGGCUGCAAGUCAGACAUCAAAAUUGAAGAGGAGCCGUCCGGAGAGUUCAAGUGCUGCAGCUGAUGCUACUGUAGGUACCGGGAUUGCAGGGGACGGUAAAAAUACGCGAAGGUCGAUAGUUUGGCAUCACUUCACACAGAUUGUGGUCGAAGGUAUAUCCAGAGCCGAAUACAACCAUUGCCAUAAAACGUAUAAAUGUAAUACUCGAAGGAAUGGUACGUCUGUACUUCUUCACCAUAUGUCGGUUUGUAAAGCUCAUCCAAAUGUGACCGAAAAAAAACAAUCGAAAUUGAAUUUGCAAUCAAUAGCAGAGGGUGAUGAAAUGGUAGGAAGUUUAACUAGCUGGAAAUUUGAUCAAGAAGCCAUUAAGUCAAAACUAGCUAGAAUGGUCAUUAUUGAUGAACUUCCAUUUCUGUUUGUGGAAGGUGAUGGAUUCAAAAACUUCAUGUCGGCAAGUUAUAUUCAUAUGAGGUGUAUUGCUCAUAUUAUUAAUUUGGUAAUGGUGGGUGGAAUAAAUGAAAUCAAGUAUUCCCUUAAGAAGAUUCGUCAUGCGGUUCGAUUUGUGAAACAAUCUUCGGCUAGAUUGGCGAAAUUUCGAGAAUGUUGUAAUGAUGAAGGUAUUGUGAGUAAAAUCUUGUUAUGCUUAGAUGUGAGCACUAGGUGGAACUCCACUUACUUGAUGUUGAAUGUUGCACAAGUUUGA